Messenger RNA from Penicillium olsonii, 1959 nucleotides. The record is from the annotation of a GenBank genome assembly. Lineage: Eukaryota; Fungi; Ascomycota; Eurotiomycetes; Eurotiales; Aspergillaceae.
AUGGCGUCUGCCGGGAAGCCUCCAUUGGAGGACGCACGUCGGACGACAGGAUCGCCAAAAAUGAAGAGCCGCGAGAACGCGAAAGACACGCUGUGCCGAAACGUAACCAUCUAUGGGCGUUGCCGAUAUGAAGACAAGGGCUGCGCUUUCAAUCACGACCCGUCGAAGCUUAAUGCGUACCAAGCGGACAGCAAAAAGAGGUUCAAUGUAGACUCACCCAGCUUCACUCCAUCAUUGCUGUCUGGCAAUGGUGUAUCCGCACCGAAGAAGUCCACUGCCCUCUCACCCAAGGCUGUUAGUGCUGCACCAUUUCAACCUCGAGCAUCAACAAGAUCAAACGCGGGCACCCCUUCAGGGCGGUCUGAAGCAUCCCAGGACUGGACGGUGGCAGAUGUGCAGGAGUUCGUUCCCCAAAGCUUUGAUGUGGGAUCUCUUCAAGGCAACGGCAAUGGAGGCAUCGCUUCUCCAACUGCAUUUGAUCCAUUUGUUACCACGCCCACUCCCAUGACACCUGGGGCUGUGGGCUCUGUUUCCGCCAAUCCUUAUUCCCACGAUGCUACUGCUGCGAUGGGAGGCGCGUUUUUUGCGAAUCAAACCGGAUUCCAACAACCAGUCCAAUACCACCUUUACGCCCCCAUCGGUCCUCACAGUCAAAGCACUUUGGGAUAUCAGCGCAAUGUGCAUGACCUUUUCCUUCCCAAUGAAAUACGGGAAGAGCUGCAAAAGAAAUCUGCAGCUACCCUUCAAACUCUCCCUAACACCCAACUCCCUGCACAAGUCGACUACUUCCACUCUCUUGUUCCCCUUGAUUUGAAUCAUCAAAAGAAUGCUGCCAUCUUUGGCUACCCAAGCUGGAUUUACAAGGCGCAGUCAAGCAAAGAUGGUCAUUUCUACGCUCUCCGUCGACUUGAAGGUUUCCGCCUUACCAAUGAAAGGGCUAUCCGCUCUGUCCAGGCUUGGAAACGUGUUUGCAACGGCAGUGUGGUGACUGUGCAUGAUGCAUUCACUAGCCGCAGCUUCCAAGACAGCUCUUUGAUCUUUGUGACUGACUACCACCCUCUCUCCAAGACGCUGGCAGAGCAGCACUUGGGUGCUGGCAACAUGGCUAUUGGCAAUCGCUUCCAGCAGCCUCGUAGCAAUGCCCACAUUCCUGAGCAGGUUCUCUGGGGCUACAUGACCCAGAUCGCCAACGCUGUCAAGGCAAUUCACGACAACGGUCUUGCCGCUCGUGUCCUCGAGCCUAGCAAGGUUCUCAUCACUGGAAAGAACCGUCUUCGCAUCAACGCCUGUGCUGUACUUGACGUUGUGCAGUUUGACACUCAACGGACUGUCCCAGAUCUCCAGCGCCAGGAUCUGGUCAACUUCGGCCAGCUGAUUCUCACCUUGGGUGCCAACUCGCCUGCUAUCAUGCACAACCCUGCUAAGGCCAUGGAGCAUUUCACCCGCACUUACAGCCUCCAAAUGAAGAACUCUGUCGUCUGGCUGCUGAACGCCUUGCAGACGGAAGUGACUCGAGACAUUGACACCUUUAUUCACGGCAUCUCAGCUCAACUGAUGUCGACUUUUGAUUCGGCCCUGCACAUGGAUGAUCAGCUCACCUCUGAUCUCACCCGCGAGCUAGAGAAUGCACGUCUCGUGCGCCUGCUGUCCAAGCUCGGUCUUGUCAAUGAACGCCCCGAGUACGACCUUGACCCCCGCUGGUCUGAUAGCGGCGAGCGCUACUUCCUCAAGCUCUUCCGCGAUUACGUUUUCCACACCGUGGACGCCCAAGGCGACCCGGUCGUCGAUCUUGGCCAUAUGCUUACCUGCCUUAACAAGCUCGAUGCUGGCAGUGACGAGAAGAUCACCCUGAUCAGCCGUGAUGAGCAGAGUUGCUUCAUUGUCAGCUACAAGGAAGUAAAGAAGGCUCUCGAGUCUUCCUUCCAGGCGCUCAUGAAGCCCGCACGACGCAUGCACUAA